Molecule: messenger RNA, 5769 nt
Organism: Pelodiscus sinensis (Chinese soft-shelled turtle)
Lineage: Eukaryota; Metazoa; Chordata; Testudines; Trionychidae
Gene: TMEM181
Product: transmembrane protein 181
Molecular function (GO): toxic substance binding
Source: RefSeq, a predicted model, not a curated record
AAGUUAUAGUUCAAUCCCCUUAAAAUCCCCUCAAACAAUAGCUGAAAUUGUGCCUUUAUUGAAAACUGAAGGAAAGAACACCGCCACUUACAAAAGCAGUUCCCCUGGAGCCAUUUUCCACAUAAGAAUCAACUAUGCGGUUGGCACCAAUGCGAUUGUAUACGCUGUCCAAACGGCACUUUGUCCUGGUCUUUGUUGUAUUCUUCAUUUGUUUUGGUUUGACGGUCUUCAUAGGAAUUGCAGGUCCUAAUGUAAUUGAGUCCAGUGCAGUAAUAGCUAAAGUGAAUAACAAUUUAAAGAUGAGGCCAUUUAAAUUAAAGUCAAACCCGUUGUCUACUUAUAAUCAGCAGCUGUGGCUAACAUGUAUGGUUCAGCUGGAUCAGCCUGAUGUUACAGAAUCCAGCUUCAAACUAAAUGUUACUAUGACUGUGAAAUUACGUGGUGUAGAAGAAAAUGGAAGCUCAUCAUUCAUUAAUAAUCAAGUUCACAAUCGGAUGAGAACACUAAGCUGUGCGCAAAAAUGUGCUGAAAUCAUUGUAGUUCACCUUGGCUACCUGAACUACACUCAGUAUGAAGUCAUUGUUGAUUUUGAGGGUCUGAAUAAGCUGCCGUUCCCCAUCAAGAAUGUGAAUUUCACAUGGAAAACCUACAACCCAUCUUUCUCACAAGUGGAAAUCUGGUUCCGGUUUGUCUUUGUAGUUCUUACUUUCCUGGUCACUUGUCUGUUUGCACAUUCCCUUCGAAAAUUCUCCAUGAGGGACUGGGGAAUUGAACAGAAAUGGAUGUCCAUCCUCCUUCCUCUGUUGCUGCUUUACAAUGAUCCAUUUUUCCCCCUCUCAUUUUUGGUGAACAGUUGGUUUCCUGGAAUGCUCGAUGACCUCUUUCAGUCAGUGUUUCUGUGUGCAUUGCUGCUGUUCUGGCUCUGUGUCUACCAUGGGAUACGAGUGCAGGGAGAAAGAAAAUGCUUAACUUUCUAUUUUCCCAAAUUCUUUAUCGUUGGGCUUCUGUGGUUGUCCUGUGUUACAUUAGGAAUAUGGCAAACUGUUAAUGAACUACAUGAUCCAACAUACCAGUACAGAGUUGACACAGGUAAUUUUCAGGGAAUGAAAAUCUUCUUCCUUAUGGUGGCAACAGUGUAUAUCUUGUACCUUUUGUUCCUGAUAGUGAGGGCGUGUUCAGAACUUCGUAACAUGCCUUAUGUUGAUCUCAGGUUAAAAUUCUUGACUGCAUUGACCUUUGUAGUGCUUGUCAUUAGCAUUGUUAUACUUUAUCUACGCUUUGGAUCACAAGUUCUACAGGACAACUUUGUAGCUGAGCUGUCAACUCAUUAUCAAAAUUCAGCAGAAUUCUUAUCAUUCUAUGGUUUAUUGAACUUUUAUCUCUACACUUUAGCCUUUGUGUAUUCCCCAUCAAAGAACGCACUGUAUGAGUCACAGUUGAAAGACAAUCCUGCUUUUUCUAUGCUGAAUGAUUCAGAUGAUGAUGUGAUAUAUGGGAGUGACUAUGAAGAAAUGCCACUUCAGAAUGGUCAAGCCAUUAGAGCCAAGUACAAGGAAGAAUCAGACAGUGAUUGAGUUCCUGUGGAGGAGACUUGCUUAGGAGAAUGCAAGUGAUCUUGAGCUUUUUACUAGAUGACCUCUUUCUUGGCUUUCUUAUGAGUCUGCUUUCAACUGAACACUUAUCUGCCAACGAAGGACUUCCUGUUUAUUUCUGUUUACAUAGUUAAAACAAAACUGAAGGAAAAAUGGAAAUGCUUGAAAAGGUUGUAGUGGAGGCUUCUAAAAAACCAAAUCCUGUCUUUACACUAGAAAAUGUCAUACACCAGAUUUCUGUGUUGAACAGAUUGUUUUAACAAUGAGGUGUUCCGAGUCUGGUUCCAGUUAAGAGCAUCAUGGAGUAUAUGGCGAUUUAAAAUGCUUCCUUGCUGUUAGUUUUUAGAGGAUUAUGUAUGGUACAUCACCUUCACUCCUGAUACAGUUCGCAUUAGCUAUUGUGUACAUUGGUGUUAAAGUGCCUCUCUUACUACUUCCCUUCCUCACCCUAUCCACCUCAGUUGAAGGUACAAAAUUGCAAGUAUUUCCUUUGAUUUCUGAGAAACCACAAGGUUUUUAUUGCUCCUGCUUAAAGGGGACAGCAUUCACAGUUCAGUGGUUAAUAAUGUAAUUGACUCAGACACCUUGAGUUCAUAAAACAGAAGUUUGCCAAAUAUGAAUGUGAGAGAGGUACAAAUAUUCAAGUUCUGUAGAAGCCAAAAUUUAUAAACCGAAUAAUAUAAUCAAUAGUGCAAAAUAAUUUGCAAGGGUUUUUCUUAUAAUUAAUAAAACAAAAUAAGACUAAGUUAAAAUAUCUAGAUUAAAAUAUUUAAACCGUUGUAAACCUUGGUGGGAAACCCUUUACUUUCCUGUGUAUUGGGGAGGAGAGAGAAGAUUGUUACAUUUCCUACAAAGAGUAUAAUAUACAACUUAAUAUUUUUUAACAAAAACAUUCUUUUAAUUGCGAGAUUCUUUUUCCUAAGUUAGGAUUUUUCAUGCAGUCUCCUCAUAGCUGUUAAACAUAAGUUAAUAUAAGAACAAUCACUUUUGAUAUGUUGAAUAAAUAUGCAAAAGUGUGUUCCUCAGCAUGUUUUGUAAAUAGCUUAAUCUCCUCAUCUUCAGACACACCUAAAUAGCUAUAAUUAAAAUGCCUGCUAUUUACAAGUAUCUUUUGGAUUGUCCCUUUUCAGGCUAUGCUAUAACAAUGUGCUAAAGAACUUCCAAAUAUUUACUGGAAUAUUGCUCAUCAUAUUUAAAUGUGUGCAUUUCAAUUCCCCUACCAUAGUAUAGGUGGUGUUUUUACAGGGAGACUCUCGAUUUCUAUUAACUUUUUUAAAAGCUUAAUAUUUUCAGGUAUGCCACUGUGAAUAGAGUUCCAGGGGAGUCAGCUGUUGUCACUGAAUUCAGCUGAACUGCAAAGAAUGAGCCAGCUGCUCCCCAAAGCUGGUGAGUUCUAAUACUUAGAUUUAACAAGCUAGCACAAAACAGCCUGUGUGAUGUCUUACUGAUUACCCAGAAGCAAGCAACACAGUUCUCUUAAAGAGACAUACAGACAAUGACAUUAUUUCACCCAAAUUUAAUUUAAAUGUUAAUAUUCCCCUUUGUGUCCUAAUCAACAGCUAUAGUAAUAGCCAUGUAAAUAGACAGUUCUUGUCUAACAAACAUCUAACAAUAUAUAUAAAAUAAGUAAACACACACAAUUAAACUAGAACUUUGAAAUGCAAAUCUACUUGAAUGGCCCUAAUCUCUUUCUAUAAAAAAAAAAAAGUCCUGUGGGACAACAGUGAUGUCAUCACGUCACGCUGCAUUCCUCCACCCCAUCUGCCCUGCUCCCUCCCCUUACUUCCUUUCGCUCUCAGGGUGGGCAGGAGCUGUGAGGCCUCCCCCCUCCGGUGCUGGAAGAUGUGAGUCGCAUGGCCUCUCCUUUACCUCCUCCCUAUUGCUCCGGGGGGGCGAGAGCCAUGAGGUCUCCUCUCUACCCCCCCGCCCCCCGUUGCUCUGGGGGAGCAGGAGCUGUGAGCCACGUGCCCUCCCUGCACCCCCAGCCCCGUCACUUAUCCCUUCCACUGAAACCCCACAGCCUCAGCCUGCUCCUGCUCUCUCCCCCCUGACCAGACACCCUUCCUGCAGUCUGCUCCUGCACCCUCUCCCCGGACAGAUACCUACCUCCAGAGAGAAGGGGGUUAAUGUGCAUAGUGAGCAGGGGCCGCAACCCCUUAUUUACAUACUUUUUUUUACAUGUCUACAAGCUGACUCUGCAUCCAUUAGUCUUCAGGAUGCUUAAACUUUCUGGCCAUGUAUCAUACUUGGCAUAAGAUUUGUGGCAAUUUUAUAACAGUAGUAGCAACAAUGGUUUUUAUGGUCAUAAGCUAAUCAGAUAACAUCACAGCCAUCUAUUCCUGAAUCUUUUGUGGGUUUUUCUGAGGUUUCAUAAUCACCAUUUUCUUAAUGUUUCUCUUCCCUGUUGCUGUAUGAAAUACCCACACAAACAUCAGGGGAAACUGACAGAAUAUAGAGAACAAACAGUGAUUUUGAUCUAUAUGCAAAGACCUAUCUAUACUAGGGAAUCAGCUGGUUUAAGCAUAAAAGUUCAGUGUGUCUACACUGACCAUGUUGAAUUGACAAAACUAGCAUUUAGUUCUGCUGAAAGCAAGUGGAAUACAGAAUAUGUUUAGCAUGGUUGUGUAAUCCAUUUUGUGGCUAUGAAAUUUAACAAAUGUACUAGGAAGUUGAAUUGCAUUGGGAACCAUUUCAGACUUGUCUUGCAGUCACAGUAGAGUGGUCCUAAACCACUUCAUCUGCAGUAACCUCUGGGGUCCUGUGAAAUUAUACCUACUAUAUAGUAAAUAUCUAGUGUAGACUAAAGCCAAGAGAAGGCCAAAGUACUUUCAUGUGCAGAAAGUAAAGAAAUAGAACACAGAGAGAUUUUCCCUUGGCAUAGUAGGUGUUACUUGUAACAAUAUGUGGAAAAAUUCACACAAGGUUCUUUGUAAAAUGCAGUAGUUGUUGCCUCUUUAACUCCUUUUAGCUAACAGACUCUUUUUCAUAUAAAUUUGUGAUUUAUAUUAUUUUUAAUCUAAAGGAAAGACUGGGUUCUCUUUUUCUUAAAUAAGAAAGCAAGAAUGAUUCAGGGCUUGCUUGUACUAUGACUUUGUACAAAGGCAAGCUCAGGAUCCAGUCACUGUCACUCCCUGUACACCCAAAAAAUCCAUUGACUUUCAUGGGAGCUGGAGAGAGGGGAAUGAGAGACAGUUUGUUUAUGUGGAUUUUUACUUUUGUGCAUUCAAAUCUAACACUAUUUUAUUCCAGUUAUAAAAGUCAUUUUUUGAUUUGCUAAAGUAUUUCUCCAUGGAAUAUUUGAAUUUUACUAAUGCUAUUUACUAUAAUCCAGGUUGCUUGUGAUAUAGAAUAUUAAAUCUGAAUGUAUGAAAUAUGUUUUAGGAUUCCAUUAAUUAAAGAAAGCUUUUUUUUUAAUGCAACUUUAAGAAAUCAUGAUAUUUAGAGUUUGAGAAAUGUUCCUAAGAUGUUCCUGUCCCUUUAUUUUUUAUUACAUUGCUCUUUAGAGGACUAAAAUGAGGUGUUAGAUGGGAAAAGUGCACUUUGGUUUUUAAAAUUAAUUAUCUUAGUUUAGAAAUAUCAGUAUCUUGUUAGAAAUCUCGUAUUGAACUGCCUCUUCUCAUGCACAGAGCCCUGUGCAGAUACAAAAUUUCUAUCUGCAUCCAGUGCACUAAAAUGAUUCAUGGAUGCACAUAUCCAUGGCUAUAAAGUGGAGAUCUGCAGGACUCUAGAUAUCAAAUUUGGAUCUGCAUAUGUCUACAAUCCACAAAAUAUUAUCCUCAGAUGUAGAUAUGUGGAUAUAAAGCAAUAUCUGCAGAUUUACAGGGCUCUCUACUCAUGCAUACUGUAUUUUGUACUAAAAAAAGGUACAGUGUAGAUUAGCAAGUUUGGCUAAAACAUUACAGCAUUAAAUUCACUGCUUGCCUAGUAAAUAGGUAGAAGUAGUAAAACUGGCUAGAUUAUAGUCUCUGGAGCAAGAGAUUAUGUAUUUCAUGCUUUGUGGUGAUCAAUAUUGAACAUUUCAUAAAGAUACAAUUUGGUACCUACGAUUACUCUGACAAAGUCUCAUGGCAAGAUGGAUAGUAAAUAUUUUGUGAGGGGUUGUAUUCUUGUGUUGCUAUGCAGUCUGUUGCUGUUAUGACCCAUGGAUUAAAUGAAAGGUGCCUACCUAAGAAAUUAA